This is a messenger RNA of Lucilia sericata (common green bottle fly), 2095 nucleotides long. It is a transcript of the gene CNT2, whose product is annotated as solute carrier family 28 member 3. The record is from RefSeq and is a predicted model, not a curated record. Gene Ontology annotation, molecular function: nucleoside:sodium symporter activity. The coding region runs from base 96 to 1904 and encodes 602 amino acids. Gene Ontology annotation, cellular component: membrane. Lineage: Eukaryota; Metazoa; Arthropoda; Insecta; Diptera; Calliphoridae. Gene Ontology annotation, biological process: nucleoside transmembrane transport. The transcript is spliced from 8 exons.
UCCAUAUUGACGUUUGAUGCAGCAACAAGUUUAAUUAUUAAUUGAAAAAUUUUCUAAACGAAACGUGAAUUGAUAAAAAAAACACAAACGUCACAAUGGAAGAAUCAAAAGAAGGCGAAAUCAAUAAAGCUUAUACUAUUGAUGAGACCUUAGAAAAUGGUGUUGAAAACUAUAAGACUGAAUUUCAAAUUGCUGAAUUUGAAGAUAAAGAGAAAGUAAUAAAACCGAAAACAACUUUAGAAAUAUGGACCAAACGAUCAUUAUUAUUUAUACUACACGCAGCGGUAGGAGCAUAUUUUGGUUAUGCCACCUAUUAUUAUAUUGAUCAAAAGGAUGAAUGUUAUUAUGGCGAUGAGUUGCAGUGUUCAAUACGUUUUUGCAGUGGCUAUGGAUUUUUGGUCUUAUUACUUGGUUUUAUAUAUUUGGGUCUAAUCUAUUAUUAUAUUUUUAAACCCAUGGUGGGUAAACGUUUACAUCGCCUCUACUUAAAGCCCUUAGAUAAAUGGUGGAUGAAAUUUAGUAGAACAAGAUUUAUAUCCUCCGUACUUAUUGGUUUGCUUGUGCUGGUAUUGGUCAUCUUUUUGUAUUUCGAGACUAGAGAUGAACCAGAGAAGCUGAUCUCACUGAUUGGACCUUGCUGUUUUAUACUGCUCGGUUAUAUGUUCUCAACAGCACGUUCAGCCAUUAAAUGGCGCAUUGUAAUUACCGGCAUAGCGUGCCAAUUUUUCCUCGGUGUCAUCUGUAUACGUUGGAGUGUGGGCCGUAGCAUCUUUGAGUGUAUUGGCAAUAAGACAGCCACUUUCUUGUCCUUUGCCGAUGAGGGUAGUCGUUUCGUUUAUGGUGAUACUAUUAUAGAUCAGGGUGUAUUUGCCUUUGCAAUACUAUCCGUGAUAUUCUUCUUUAGUUUCUUUAUAUCAAUCCUCUACUACUUGGGCGCCAUGCAAUGGGUUGUUUUGAAAUUGGGUUGGAUUUUACAGCAAAUGUUAGGUACAACCGUAUGUGAAAGUGUUACUGCGGCCGCCAAUAUAUUUUUGGGAAUGUCGGAAAGUCCUUUACUCAUACGACCCUAUAUUAAGAAAUUGACUGCUAGUGAAAUACAUUCCAUUAUGGUUUCUGGCUUCGCUACAGUUUCCGGUACAGUAUUAGCGGCUUAUUUAAGUUUUGGUGCUUCAGCAGCCCAUUUGAUAACAUCUAGUGUUAUGGCUGCCCCCGCCACCUUGGCCAUAUCGAAAUUAUAUAUGCCCGAAACGGAGGAAAGUAAAACCACCUCAGAUAAUAUAGAAUUGGAGAAAUCAGAAGAUUCUUCGAUUUUAGAUGCUGCCUCGAAUGGUGCCAGUAAUGCUGUGCCCAUUGUUUUGGGUAUUAUUUCCAAUAUAGUGGCUUUUGUAGCCUUUAUCGCCUUUUUAAAUGCGGUGGUCAAUUGGUUUGGCACAUUGGUGGGUGUAGAUUACAUCGAUUUCGAAUGGCUAUUCUCGAAAAUCUUUAUACCAUUAGCCUGGAUUAUGGGUGUACCGUGGGAUGAUUGUGAUGCAGUGGCAAAAGUAAUUGCUACUAAGUCAAUUAUCAAUGAAUUUGUGGCAUAUGAAAAAUUGGGCGUUUUAAUAACUUCUAAAGCUAUAGGGGCCCGCAGUGCCGGUAUUGCAACAUUUGCGAUUUGUGGCUUUGCUAAUCCCAGUUCGCUGGGCAUAUUAAUUGGUUCGUUGGGUGCUAUGGCACCAAAACGUAGAGGCCUCAUAACAUCAGUAGCUUUUAGAGCUUUCAUUGUGGGCAGUAUAGUCUGCUUUAUGUCCGCCAGUUUUGCCGGCAUUUUAAUGCAAAAUGAAGAGGAAGAAGCAACCUAUGAUCGUAUAAUAAAUUCAUUGCAACGUAAAAAUAUAACAAUAGCUUUAUUUCAAAAGCAAUAAUGAUACCUAAAUUAGUUUUAAGUAAAUUAUUUUAACUGUGAAUGUAUUAUUUUAAAAAACCUUGCCGUUUUAUUUUUAGAUUUUAGUUAUAGGAUAAUUUUAUUUUUAAGUUAAAAAUUGUGUAUAUAAAUUUAAGUUUAAUAUAAUUUUAAUAAUAAACAAAAAACCCUUUUUUACAUGUAUAAUUUACU